Messenger RNA from Abrus precatorius (Indian licorice), 4260 nucleotides. Its product is annotated as probable serine/threonine-protein kinase SIS8. Bases 758 to 3820 code for a protein of 1020 amino acids. The record is from RefSeq and is a predicted model, not a curated record. Gene Ontology annotation, biological process: protein phosphorylation. Gene Ontology annotation, molecular function: protein kinase activity; ATP binding. Lineage: Eukaryota; Viridiplantae; Streptophyta; Magnoliopsida; Fabales; Fabaceae. The transcript is spliced from 13 exons.
AGUUCAGUAUCACCACAAACACGAAACUCAUGCCACCAUCACCACUUCCAUUUGGGACUCCUCAAAACACACACAAACAUAGAGAUAAAGAGGAAGAAAGAAGAUGAAGAAAGAAAAACCAAGUUGGUUGCGUUUCCAAGUCCCACCCCCACCAAGUUCACCUUUUUUUUUUUUCUCUUUGGGACUGUGAAAUCCUUCUGACCCUCUCUCUACUCAAGUGGGUCAUGCUUGUGGCCCCUACCCUCUCCCACUUGCUCUUAGUCUCUGCUGUCUUAGCUUCUGUCCUUUAAUGUUCUCUUCAGAACUCUCUUGUCUCUUCCAUUUUAGUGCUCAGCUUCCUCCCAUUUACAGAAAGAAAGAUCCAUUCUUUCUUCAUAUGGGUGCUCAGUGAUUUUGGUUUCUCUUGUUUCCUAAAGGUGAUGAAUGGUAUUAAACUUCUGUUUGUGUUCUAUUAUGAUGUUUUUAGUGUUGUCUGCUCAAUAGGAGACUGCUCAAUUUCAAUUCAGGCAUCUGGAUCACCUUGAUUUGGAAACUUGUUAAGAUUGUUGAUUGAAAUGGCUUAUAUACACUAUUUGGAUUUGAUUGUUUUGGUUUAUGGGUUUAGGAGCUGUUUUCAGAAAAGGGGUUUCUUGAAUUAGUUUAUAGCUACCUAUCAGUACCAUUCAUUCUCUGAGACUGAGAUUCAUGCUUGGUCCAAGAACCCAAUGGAGAGCUUUCCACUUCUUUAGCAUUCGGUACUCUUGCUUAGUGAAAAGAUAUGAAGAACAUUCUUAAGAAGCUUCAUAUCAUGUCUAAUCAAUCGGAAGAUGCACAAGGGGCUACUUCAUCAAGGAGCAACAAGUCUAGUGAUGGCUCAUCUUCAUCCCCUACCCCAAAGAGGCUUUCUAGUUGGUUGCAUUCAGUUUCUAACAGGCAGAGUCCCAGUCCUCCAUCUCCCAACCUGGCAAGAGGAGAAAGAAUGGAGCCAUCUGAUUCAGUGAGCAGUGGUGGUUUAGAUAUUGUCUCUGAUUAUGCUAGGCGUGAUUCGGGGUCUAGCACUUCCAGGGAUCCUGAAGUGGAAGAAGAAUAUCAGAUACAACUGGCUUUAGAGCUGAGCGCUAAAGAGGAUCCUGAAGCUGUGCAAAUUGAAGCUGUUAAGCAGAUCAGUUUGGGAUCUUGUGACCCUGAUAGUACACCAGCUGAAGUUGUGGCCUACCAAUACUGGAAUUACAAUGCUCUUGGUUAUGAUGACAAAAUCUCAGACGGUUUCUAUGAUCUGUAUGGGAUCUCCACUGAGUCAACUCCUGCAAUGCCUUCUCUUCUAGAUCUGCAAGGAACACCAAUCUCAGAUGGUGUCACAUGGGAAGCAGUCUUAGUCAAUAGGGCUGGCGAUUCCAAUUUGUUGAAACUUGAACAAAAAGUCCUAGAGAUGGCAGUCAAUUCAAGAAAGGAUUUUGAAUUAGUUGUAGAUAGUAACUUGGUACACAAGCUUGCAAUAAUAGUGUCUGACUAUAUGGGUGGAUCAGUUGAAGAUCCUGAAAGCAUGUCAAGAGCAUGGAGGAGUCUUAGUUACAGUCUAAAAGCAACACUCGGUAGCAUGGUUUUGCCACUUGGUUCACUGACCAUUGGAUUGGCUCGGCAUCGUGCACUUUUAUUUAAGGUUUUGGCUGAUAGUCUGGGCAUCCCAUGUCGAUUGGUAAAAGGACUACAAUAUAUAGGUUCUGAUGAUGUGGCAAUGAACUUUGUCAAAACUGAUGAUGGAAGGGAAUACAUUGUUGACCUAAUGGCAGCUCCUGGAACACUUAUUCCAUCUGAUGCAACUGGAUCACAUUCACACAUUGAGUGUGAUGAAUCUUCCUUUGUAGCCAGUCCUUCGUCAAGAGAGCUGGAUUCGUCUCAUAUUGCAUCAUUCAGUAGUGGGGUUGGAAGUUCAUCUGAAGAAACUUCAGACCACGGAACUCCAGAUAAAGGAAACAUAUCAAAACGUUUUGCUCAUGCAGGGAAAGAAUCUGAUGUAAGCAGGCUUGUUACAGGCAAGGAAGAAUUAAAAAAACCAUCAAAUGAAUUCGAAAAUACCCCCUAUGGAGAUAGGAUCACGGUGAGGGAAUCACCUAGCAGACCUAAUUAUCCAUAUAUGCAUGGAAGAUCUCCUUCUUGGACUGAAGGUAUCAGUUCUCCUGCAGUGCGUAGAAUGAAAGUCAAAGAUGUUUUCCAAUAUAUGAUUGAUGCUGCUAAGGAGAACCCUAACUUGGCUCAAAAACUUCAUGAUGUUUUACUUGAAAGUGGUGUUGUUGCUCCUCCUAACUUAUUUUCUGAAAUUUAUCAUAACCAGUUAAGUACCUCAACUGAGGUCAAUUUUCCAAUUGAACAAAAGAACGGAAAUAAACAGGGAAGUAUACAGCAAGAAACUAAAGCUGAUGACAAUCUUGGCCCCUCUCGAUUUUUGCCUCCUUUGCCUCACUACAGAGUUCCUCCCAAAGCAAAUCCUAGCAGUCACCUGGAGCAUUCCAAGACUGUAGAAGGCUUAGGAAUUGACCUUCCUCUUGAUACAGGGGAAGCUGUGGUACAGCACAUAACGUCUUUGGCAGAAGCAACUCAAGUAAAGUAUGGGAAAAAUGUCCCAGUUGCUGCAGCUGCAGCAGCAGCUGCUGCUGUUGUUGCAUCUUCUAUGGUAGUUGCUGUGGCAAAGUCAAGCACUGACUCAAAUCUUGAAAUUCCUGUAGCAGCAGCUGCUACUGCUACUGCUACUGCUGCAGCUGCAGCAGUUGUAGCAACAACUGCUGCUGUCAGUAAGCAGUAUGAGCAGGGCAGUCGAAGUGAUGGAGAUACAGAGGGUGCUGGUUAUGAGCCAAAGGGUAGUGGUGACGGAGAUCAUAAUGCUUUAGGAGAAAACUCAGAGGGUGAAAGAAAAUCUGAUAGAUCUGUAAGUAAUGAUAGUUCAAAAUCUGAUUCUGCGCUAGACGAUGUUGCUGAGUAUGACAUUCCAUGGGAGGAAAUUGCGAUGGGUGAGCGUAUCGGACUUGGAUCAUAUGGGGAAGUUUACCGUGGUGAAUGGCAUGGAACCGAAGUUGCUGUGAAGAGGUUUCUAGAUCAAGAUAUCUCUGGGGAAUCACUUGAAGAAUUCAAAAGUGAGGUCCAAAUAAUGAAAAGACUGAGGCAUCCAAAUGUUGUUCUCUUCAUGGGAGCUGUAACUCGACCUCCGAAUCUUUCAAUUGUUACUGAAUUUCUUCCUAGAGGGAGUUUGUAUAGAUUAAUUCAUCGACCUAACAAUCAAUUAGAUGAGCGAAGACGGUUGAGGAUGGCCCUUGAUGCUGCUCGAGGAAUGAACUAUCUGCACAACUGCACUCCAGUGAUAGUGCAUCGUGAUUUGAAGUCCCCAAAUCUUCUUGUUGACAAAAACUGGGUUGUAAAGGUAUGUGAUUUUGGUUUAUCGCGAAUGAAGAAUAGUACAUUCCUUUCUUCCAGAUCGACAGCAGGAACAGCUGAGUGGAUGGCUCCAGAAGUGUUGAGAAGUGAACUUUCAGAUGAAAAGUGUGAUGUUUAUAGCUACGGGGUCAUAUUAUGGGAGCUCUCAACUUUGCAGCAACCCUGGGGAGGAAUGAAUCCUAUGCAAGUUGUUGGAGCUGUGGGUUUCCAACAUCGCCGUCUUGACAUUCCAGAUAAUAUGGACCCUGCUAUUGCAGAUAUUAUCAGACAAUGCUGGCAGACAGAUCCAAAGUUGAGACCUACAUUUGCUGAAAUCAUGGCUGCUCUGAAGCCAUUGCAGAAGCCAAUUACCGGCUCUCAAGUGCAUAGAACAAGUUUUCAGUUAUCAAGAGUUGCUGAAGAUCCUGCAGGCUAGGAGACAAUUAUACAGCUAACAAGUUUUUUUCUCCCUUUUUUAUUUUACUGCUAAAAAAUGUGAGGGCAAGUUGUAGAGUAUUUACCAUUUGGGAUUGAUAAAAGUGAUUGGUUGAAGACCAUCAGCUAACUUACAUUCUCAUUCAAGGUUUUCACUCCUAUUCCUUCCCUUUCUUUGUUUACGUCUGUUUCCUUGUCUCUUUUGUAAUCUACAGUGUAUCCAUUGUCAGACUGCACCAUUUGUUUGUACAAAAUUCUUUGGAAAAUGUUGUAAUCAGCAUCUAAAUUUUGUUGUGCCUUAGUAGUUUUGGAAAAUUGCAGCUGUAACUUGUGCUGAAGAAAUGAUUAAUUAUAAGUGAAACUAGCUUUCUGCUGUAAUUAUUGACCAUGUGAAUUGAGUAAAUUGUGUUAAAUAUUCUAAAUUCAGUUGCUUUGUGCUAG